Phytophthora nicotianae INRA-310 is the source of this 519-nucleotide messenger RNA. RefSeq lists its product as hypothetical. The transcript is spliced from 3 exons. The record is from RefSeq and is a predicted model, not a curated record. NCBI's taxonomy places the organism in Eukaryota, Oomycota, Peronosporomycetes, Peronosporales, Peronosporaceae. The coding region runs from base 1 to 519 and encodes 172 amino acids.
AUGGACCGACCGAGCCGACAAGUUCGGUUGUUGUCACUUCGAAGUCACCAUCGACAAAGCACGAACGGCCAAACGAUCUGCAUCGGACGAGUAAUCGUGACAGAUGGCAUUGCUUUCUGCACGAAUGCGAAUGCAUCACCAUCAGACCCACAUCGAGCGUCGCUUCUUAAAUCUGAGAGCAUCAUCCUGUCAAUGGUGAGCGGUCGAGAUUUCCUCAAGUCAAAAUCUAAGAAACAGAGGGAAAAGCGGCGAGUGGUGAGCAACUGGAUCGCUAACAAACUUCCUAAGAAGUACAGCAAGAUAAACGUCAAUCUCGGGUGUGGAAUCACCCUCGCCAUCCUAGAUGGUCGCUUCAACAUCUUUGACGGGGACGUCCAUGGUGUUGCCUAUCUUCUCGAUAUACGACAGCAAAAGAAUGGAACGACAACACUGGAAACAGCUCAGCUGAAUUCGUCUCCAAAUAGCACAGACCAAAUCACGAGAACACUGAUAGUUGACGAGAUUGUUGAGUACAAUUAA